GUACUGGAAAGAAAAAAAUUUCAGAUUGAUUUUUAUGGUCGUCUGAGUCUUGUCUGCGAUGAUAGUGAUCUUUUGGUGGGUUUUACGGCUGCAUUGUCUUGUAGAGAAUUGCAUCUUUAUGUAGAAAACAUUGUCAAUGAAGUUGAAGAGUCUGUUGAUAGUGAGUAUUGUUUGGGGAGUGACUCUGAAAAUGAUGAUGAGCUAUUUUAUCACCAUGUUGAUAAUGUAACUUCAGUUGAGCAUUCUGUUGAUGAGCUAUCUGGUGUGGGUAUAUCUGUUGAAAGACCAACAAGGGAAGAUGUUAGGGAUUUUGAUAUGGCUGGCUCAUCUAGAGAUUCUGAUAGGGAUUCUACUAAUAGUGAUGGGUUUCUGAGUAGUGAGGAUGACAUUGUGGAUGACAAAGAUGACUUUAAUGAGCAUAGGUUGUCUGAUGAUGAGGGAAAUGGUGAAUCAGCCCAUGUAUUUAAUGUUGCUCAGAUUUAUGAUCCCACCUUCAAACUUGGGAUGUUGUUUAGCAGCAGAGCUGAAUUCAAAAAAGCAGUCGAUUCUUAUGCUAUUAAGAUUAAAAGGACUCUGAAGUUUACUAAGAAUGAUAAGUACAGAGUUUAUGUGAAAUGUGGUUAUGAAGAUUGCCCUUGGAUGAUUAAUUUGAUUCAGGUGAAGGACUUAACCUCAUACAGGAUUCACAAAUUUCUUGAUGACCACAAUUGUCCUCCUACAUUUGAUGUAAAAAAUGUGAAAGCACCUUGGCUGACAGGUAGAUAUCUUGAUGAUUUCAAGACUGAUCCAAACAGAAAAGUGAAGCCAUGGAGGAGGGAAAUAGUUCACAAGCUUGGUUGCCAUGUUUCUAUGUUUCAGGCUUAUAGGGCUAGAAGAAAGGCAUUAAAGAUUGUGGAAGGGUGCCCUGACUAUCAAUUCACCAAAAUAGUUUCCUCAGGUUUCAUGUCAGUAUUUAUCGACCAUUUUGGCAACUCGUCAAGAGAUCUGUGUGCCUUAGUAAUCAGUCAGUAUAUCAUCAUGUGUUCAAUAAUUUUGAACUUUUUCAAUGUUCAGAUGCCGCCACGUAGGGAACCCGAUCAUCCGGCUCCUACUCAGGCUACAGUGGUCGCCCAGUUCCGCGACUACCAUGCCGAGAAGUUCUCAGGGCAGGGAGAUCCUCGCGUAGUUGACGAGUGGAUUCAGGGCCUGGAGUUUAUCUUCGAGGUCAUGGAGUGUCCUGAGAGAUAUCGCGUCAUUUGCGCUCAGCUUCAGCUCACCGGGGAUGCCAGGCUCUGGUGGAACGCUUACUGGGGCAUGCGUCCCGGUGAGAAGGCGGGAUGUACGUGGGAGAUGUUCAGGGAUUUAAUCCGCGAGAAGUACUAUCCCACUUACUACCAAGCAGAGAUGGAGCGUCAGUUUCUAUCGCUCCAGCAGGGUACUCGUACUGUCGACGAGUACGAGAGGGAGUUCACGAGACUUGCAGCUUUUAUUCCUGAUUUGGUCUGCACGGAGGCCCAGCGAGCGCAGCUCGCCCAGUUCCGCGACUAUCACACAGAGAAGUUUUCAGGUCAGGGCGACCCUCGUAUCGUUGAUGAAUGGAUUCAGGGGUUGGAGUUUAUCUUUGAGGUUAUGGAAUGCCCCGAUAGAUAUCGCGUAGUUUGCGCUCAGCUUCAGCUCACUGGCGAUGCGAGGCUCUGGUGGAACGCCUACUGGAGCAUGCGUCCCGGUGAAAAGGCGGGUUGUACAUGGGACAUGUUCAAGGAUCUAGUCCGCGACAAGUACUACCCUUCCUAUUAUCGGGCAGAGAUGGAGCGCCAGUUCUUAGCGCUUCAACAGGGCACUCGUACUGUCGAUGAGUACCAGCGUGAGUUCACCAGACUUGCAGGUUUCGCACCGGAUCUUGUUCGCACGGAGGCCCAGAGAGCUCAGCGGUUUAUUGACGGACUUUACCCAGCAGUCCGUCAUAACAUUGUGGGACACGGGACACAGACGUAUGCACGAGCAGUCUCUAUCGCCCAGGAGGUUGACGUUAGCAUCAGGAGGGAGGCCGUUCGUGAUCGUGCUCAUCCAUCUGCCCCAGCUCAGCCAUUUGCAGCUCCACCAGCUCUACCAGCUCCUCAGCCAGCAAAGGAGAAGAAGAGGAAGGCAAAGGGUGCACAGACUGACCGGAGGACCCGACAGAGACAGAUUCCACCAUGCGCGACUUGUGGUCGACUUCACAGGGGAGAGUGUCGUGCUGGACAGGACAUCUGUUACUUUUGCCAGGAGCCGGGACACUUUGCGAGUCGAUGCCCGAAGAAACUCCAGCAGCAGCCUCAGCAGCCCCCACAGCAGCAGCAGCCACGACAGCAGGCACAGAGACCGCAGCAGCAGCAGCAGCAGCAGCAGGGCAGGCAGCAGGCCAGGGUCUACGCGGUCGAUCAGGCGGAGGCAGCACAGCAACCAGGUACCAUGGCCGGGAUGGUAGUUCUCAAUGAUAUUCCUGUGUUUGCGUUAUUCGAUACCGGAGCAACGCAUACCUUUAUUUCACGACGGUGUCUCGACGCCAUCGGAGCUUACGCGGUUACCGCUGUCGAUCCUCUCGAGGUGAGCUUAGCCUCGGGACGGAAGAUAGUGACUUCAGCUAAAGUUUCAGACCUUAGCCUUUCCAUCGGUGGCCGAGUAUUGACCGCCGACGCGUUCGUUCUCGAGAUGAAGGAUUUCGAUCUUAUUCUCGGGAUGGAUUGGCUAUCUUUCUAUCAUGUGGACAUCAGGUGCCAUGACCGGGAGAUUACUCUCUAUCUUCCGGGAGACGAGUCGAUUACUUUCUUCGGCUCCAAGAACCGUUCACUGCCUCAUGUUAUAUCGAUGGCGAAAGCCACUAAGUUAUUGCGACGAGGCAACUGCCAGGGUUACCUGGUAAGCCUUGUUGAGGAUUCUCAGAAAGCGCGGACACCUCAUGAUGUUCCUAUCGUUCGCGAGUUUGUUGAC
Striga hermonthica is the source of this 2949-nucleotide messenger RNA. Lineage: Eukaryota; Viridiplantae; Streptophyta; Magnoliopsida; Lamiales; Orobanchaceae. The record is from the annotation of a GenBank genome assembly.